GUGGCUCUGCGUCCCGGCGAUCCUGGCUCCUGGUUGCAUCUGGGAGGCAAGAAGCAUCAGUCCACGCGUUUUGGAAGUGUCCGUGGGUGAAUACAGAAAGGGGGUGCCAAACUGGGGUUGCGGCUGCUUGAGGAGAAGGAAAAAAGCAUAAACGUCUUGAAUCCUGAACCAAGAAUUACUGGGUGCUGGAAAUUCCCAAAAAGGCGCCUGGACACUGGUAAAUACUUUGACGAUUUCGGCUUGAAUGUGACGCUUCCAAGUGUUGUGGCAACUGUCUCCUUGAAUUACUGGAAGGGGACUAGGGGGAGAUGAGGGGCUCCCUCCGAGGCUGCCUCUGGCCCAGGGAUAUAGACCUGCAGCUAACUGGAUUUGAUUUAUAAGAGAGAAAUCUGCAGUCAGUGGCCACUCUCAUCGCGAUGCAACUAUGGGAAACAGAAUGGUCAAUAGGAUAUGGUCUGACAAACAGCGAUGCUUGAAGAUGCGGCUUCAAUACAUGUGAAAUCAACGGGAGAGAGAGUGUCUGCUUGACGAGCUUUCGUAGCCUUUCUCUGCCAACUCAUCUUUAAGAAAGUGGAGGCGUAUUCUCCUGUUACACAGUCUUCCUCAAGUGGAUACCAAGUGUGUUCGCCUCACUGUGCUCAGACAUUUAGCCAACUGAUGUGGGACCAUGGCACUGCCCAGAUGCACGUGGCCCAAUCAUGUGUGGAGGGUGGUGAUGGCGUGUCUGGGCCACAGAGGACUGGGUGCCUCGCUGACUCUCUUUGUGUUGGGGUGUUUACUUCAGACAGCCCAUGUGCUCUCUCAAAAACUGGAUGACACGGACCCCCUAGUGACCACCAACUUUGGCAAGAUCAGAGGAGUAAAGAAAGAACUCAAUAACGAAAUCCUGGGGCCUGUGAUUCAGUUUCUUGGCGUUCCAUAUGCAGCCCCACCCACGGGAGAGCGUCGUUUUCAACCUCCAGAGCCCCCGUCCUCCUGGUCGGAUGUCAGGAAUGCCACUCAGUUUGCUCCGGUGUGUCCUCAGAACAUCAUAGACGGCCGACUGCCCGAAGUCAUGCUUCCCGUGUGGUUUACCAAUAACUUGGAUGUGGUGUCGUCUUAUGUACAAGACCAGAGUGAAGACUGCCUCUAUUUAAACAUCUACGUUCCGACUGAGGAUGAUAUUCGGGACAGUGGGGGUCCUAAACCGGUGAUGGUGUAUAUUCACGGUGGUUCGUAUAUGGAAGGUACUGGAAAUUUAUAUGAUGGGAGUGUCUUGGCAAGUUAUGGCAAUGUAAUCGUCAUCACAGUCAACUAUCGACUUGGGGUACUUGGUUUCUUAAGUACAGGGGAUCAAGCUGCAAAGGGAAACUAUGGUCUCCUUGAUCUUAUCCAAGCUUUAAGAUGGACCAGUGAGAACAUUGGAUUCUUUGGUGGUGAUCCUUUGAGGAUCACUGUGUUUGGGUCUGGUGCCGGAGGUUCAUGUGUCAAUCUGCUGACUUUAUCCCAUUAUUCUGAAGGUAACCGUUGGAGCAAUUCAACCAAAGGACUUUUUCAGCGAGCAAUAGCUCAAAGUGGAACAGCCCUUUCCAGCUGGUCUGUUAGUUUCCAACCUGCAAAAUAUGCUAGAAUGUUGGCCACCAAAGUCGGUUGCAAUGUUUCAGAUACAGUAGAGUUAGUGGAAUGUCUACAGAAGAAGCCUUAUAAAGAACUUGUCGAUCAAGAUAUUCAACCCGCACGAUACCACAUAGCCUUUGGACCUGUGAUUGAUGGUGAUGUAAUCCCAGACGACCCACAAAUAUUGAUGGAGCAAGGAGAGUUUCUCAACUAUGAUAUAAUGUUGGGCGUGAACCAAGGGGAAGGGCUAAAGUUUGUUGAAAAUAUAGUAGAUAGUGAUGAUGGCAUAUCAGCGAGUGAUUUUGACUUUGCAGUUUCCAAUUUUGUUGAUAAUUUAUAUGGAUAUCCUGAAGGCAAAGAUGUUUUGAGAGAAACCAUUAAAUUCAUGUAUACUGACUGGGCUGACCGUCAUAACCCUGAAACCAGAAGGAAGACAUUAUUGGCUUUGUUUACAGACCAUCAGUGGGUCGCACCAGCUGUAGCGACAGCAGACCUUCACUCAAACUUUGGUUCACCUACAUAUUUCUAUGCCUUUUACCAUCAUUGCCAGACAGACCAGGUUCCAGCGUGGGCUGACGCAGCUCAUGGCGAUGAGGUUCCCUACGUCCUGGGAAUCCCUAUGAUUGGCCCCACUGAGUUAUUUCCUUGCAAUUUCUCCAAAAAUGAUGUGAUGCUGAGUGCAGUGGUAAUGACAUACUGGACCAAUUUUGCUAAAACUGGGGACCCAAAUCAACCAGUCCCUCAAGAUACAAAAUUCAUCCAUACCAAACCCAAUCGCUUUGAAGAAGUAGCAUGGACCAGAUAUUCCCAGAAAGAUCAACUUUAUCUCCAUAUUGGAUUAAAACCGAGAGUUAAAGAACAUUACAGAGCUAACAAGGUCAAUCUCUGGCUGGAACUGGUACCGCACCUGCAUAAUCUCAAUGACAUUUCUCAGUAUACCUCGACAACAACUAAAGUGCCAUCAACUGACAUCACGUUCAGGCCUACUCGAAAAAAUUCUGUCCCGGUCACGUCGGCCUUCCCCACUGCCAAACAGGAUGACCACAAGCAACAGCCAAGUCCAUUUUCAGUGGACCAAAGGGACUAUUCCACAGAGCUGAGCGUCACCAUCGCGGUGGGGGCCUCCCUGCUCUUUCUAAACAUCCUGGCCUUCGCUGCCCUUUACUACAAGAAGGACAAGAGGAGACACGACGUGCACCGGAGAUGCAGCCCCCAGCGCACCACGACCAAUGACCUGGCGCACGCACAAGAAGAGGAGAUCAUGUCACUCCAGAUGAAGCACCCUGAUCUAGAUCAUGAAUGUGAGUCCAUCCAUCCGCACGAAGUGGUUCUCCGGACCGCCUGCCCCCCAGAUUACACACUAGCUAUGAGGAGGUCACCUGACGAUGUCCCCUUAAUGACACCCAACACCAUUACAAUGAUUCCCAACACUAUACCAGGGAUCCAGCCCCUACACACAUUCAACACCUUCACCGGAGGACAGAACAAUACGCUGCCCCACCCCCACUCCCACCCCCAUUCACACUCCACAACCAGGGUAUAGCCAGAUCAGAGAAACAAACUCUAUUUUUUUGAUGGAUUCCAGUACAUAAUCACUGAAGAUUGUUUGGCUUUCAACCUACAAGACUCUUAAUAUUUAAAUAAGGAGGAAUAUUAUGUGAAUAUACAUAUCAAGGAUUUUGGGGGUUUUCAAAAUAUGAAAUGUACAUAUAUACACAAAUCAACUUUUAAAAUGGAUUGCAAUUGCUUGAAGCAAUUGUUCUGAAUGAUACUUUUUUUUCAUUCACAUUCAAGAAUUAAUUUUUUGAAGAUUUCAGUUACAUGAUGGAAUUAGGCACGUGGAACACCACACAGGAAAGAACUAUGGCUGAAACAUAAAAAAAUACAAUUUUAAACAAUAACUAUGAAUAUGCACAAGGGACACACCAAUGGAAUGUCAGAUAAUUGUCACCAGUUUUUAUUUGGCACUGUUUGAUUGUGUAGACCACAUUUACAUAUUUGGAUAAGUACACAAAGCACCAAUGCUGUUAAUGGCCUUAUCAGAGGCUCACGCUGAAAUUUGCCAGUAAAACCAAGAAGUUUCAAGACUGGCAGGUACAACAUUAUCACAUAAGUGCUGUCAGUUUAAAGUGGUGGGGAUAAAGGAAACUGGAUAUUUUUAGCACGAUGUGCAUGAUAAUUUAUAUGCUUGGUGGCUGUGUUGCUGAUUAAGCCGUAAUUAAAAUUCUUCUCAUCCCAUUGGAGUUUUUAAUAGAAGCUUCCUCCAUCAAUUGGCAGAACCUAAAGAAGAUUGUAAGGGGUAAAAGUAAUUACAAUAAAAUAAUCCAUAAUAGUUUCAAUAAUAGAAGGAAUUAGAUAUUAAAGGUAUUUGAAGAAACUGUAGGUAUAGUGGUGAAUACCCACUGAUAUGAAUCCCAGGAGAAUAAAAAAAAUUCUCUGUUUUAAUGUUCUUUUCAUUUCAUCUAUAUAAUUUAUAGAAAUACUACCUUAAUUGGACAUGUAUUACAGGAUCUAUAGUUUGCUGUGAUUUUUGUUACUCUGUAUUUUUGUUCCUUUGGUAAGGUGAAGUGUGUCCAAAGAGUUACUUGCAACAGUAUUUUGAUAUGAGGAUGCCCCAGUAUUACCACUCUGGUUACGGUUCUCAGUUAAUUGAUUUACUCAUAAUGCAUGGCAAAAUGUUUACUACUACUAAUUCAAUAUAAAGUCCGUCCCUGCUCACUUACCUCUCUCACUGAGGCUCAUAACUUGGAGUUUACUCACGCAAUCUCAGUAGGAUACAACAUAGAGGCAGAACCUAGAAGGAAAGUCAACACCAGGAAGAUUUUAGUCGUAACACGUGUGUAUGUGUGUGAUUUUAAAGGAAUAUUCUAAGAUCACAGGAACCUCUCCAUCCCCUGCUGUUUUCCAGUAACAGUAUAUCACAGACCUUUCCAAAUGUUUGUAUAUGUAAUCAGAUGUACAUUUAUAUUAAAAAUUGAGAUGGACUUGAAGAGCACAGCCCUGACAAAUACUUUCUCUCUUACCUGUAUUAUAUUUCUAUUAGACUAAAGUUAUGUGAUUUUUUUUUACAUUUUUUCAGAUGACUAGCAAUUUUGAUAGUUUGUAAGAUAAUGCAAAGAACUUUCUCUGACAAACUAACUGCAGUAACAGAAACCUUUCUUUUCAGUUACUCUUUUUCAAGAAUGAAAGAUUAUUAUAAAAAAAAAUUGUAUACUACUUGAUGGAAACAACUUUGUACAUCUUGGCCAUGUCGCUGGCCAUUGCGUGAAAUAAAGAUAAUCUGGAUAAUGACUAUCAGUCCAAUGCUAAGAGACAUGAUCUUUGCUCAUUAAAGAGCUAAAAUGUUUAUUGCUGUUUUGUCUUUUUUU
This is a messenger RNA of Elephantulus edwardii (Cape elephant shrew), 4964 nucleotides long. RefSeq names its product neuroligin 1 (gene NLGN1). Bases 668 to 3139 code for a protein of 823 amino acids. Gene Ontology annotation, biological process: neuron cell-cell adhesion; synaptic vesicle endocytosis; presynaptic membrane assembly. Gene Ontology annotation, molecular function: neurexin family protein binding; signaling receptor activity. The record is from RefSeq and is a predicted model, not a curated record. The transcript is spliced from 6 exons. Gene Ontology annotation, cellular component: synapse; cell surface; postsynaptic specialization membrane. NCBI's taxonomy places the organism in Eukaryota, Metazoa, Chordata, Mammalia, Macroscelidea, Macroscelididae.